Lingula anatina is the source of this 2247-nucleotide messenger RNA. RefSeq names its product nucleoredoxin. Gene Ontology annotation, molecular function: thioredoxin-disulfide reductase (NADPH) activity. Gene Ontology annotation, cellular component: nucleus. Gene Ontology annotation, biological process: negative regulation of protein ubiquitination; negative regulation of Wnt signaling pathway. The record is from RefSeq and is a predicted model, not a curated record. Lineage: Eukaryota; Metazoa; Brachiopoda; Lingulata; Lingulida; Lingulidae.
UUUAGAUCUGGGUCACCUCUGUUAUAAAGCGAGUAGGGUAUCCCUAGCUUCUUUAUUUGUUGACUGAUACUGUGGAAAAUCUCGACUAACAUUAAUUAUGGCAGGUGCAGUUCAGAAACUUCUAGGUGAUAAGGUAGUGAGUAAAGAUGGAGAAGUCUCCGUGAGCAGUUUUACUGGCGACGGGAAAGUAGUGGGGCUGUAUUUCUCUGCACAUUGGUGUCCGCCAUGUCGAGGAUUCACCCCUGUCCUUGCUACGUUCUACGAAAAAUUUAAAAAGACAGACAAGGGUAAAGACUUUGAGAUCGUGUUUGUCAGUUCGGACAGGGAUGAAAACAGCUUCAAUGACUAUUUUAAAGAGAUGCCAUGGCUGGCGUUGCCUUUUGCAGAGCGAGAUUUAAAGGGCAAACUUUCCAAGGAGUUCAAAGUCAGCGGGAUCCCUACACUGAUCCUGUUGAAUGGUGCCACAGGGAAGGUGAUCACCAGUGACGGGCGGUCAGUGGUAACAGAUGACCCAGAGGGACAAGAGUUUCCAUGGAACCCAAAACCUUUCAAAGAGAUUAUGAAAGGGGAAUUGCUGGCAGAGAAUGGAGGGAAGGUGGAUGCUGAGACUGCCUUGGCUGGGAAGGUGAAGGCUAUCUACUUCUCAGCACAUUGGUGUCCGCCAUGCAGGGGGUUCACCCCAAAACUCAUUGAGACCUACAAAAAGUUAAAAGCAGCUAACAAGAAUUUUGAGAUAGUGUUUGCCAGCUCUGACAGAGAAGAAGACAAGUUCAAGGAGUACUUUGCUACCAUGCCCUGGCUAGCUAUACCAUUCAAAGAUGUCAGAGCUACAAAACUAAACAAGACCUUUGGCAUAGAAGGAAUCCCGUCUCUGAUAAUAUUAGAUGAAGACAACAAGGUGAUCAACAAAAAUGGAAGAUCUGCCAUUGCCAGUGACCCAGAGGGCAAGGAUUUCCCUUGGAAGCCCAAGCCUAUUGAAGAGAUGACUGAGAGCUCUGUAGGUCCUCUCAAUGACUCCCCUUGUAUGAUCCUCUUGACAGAGGGCAAAGGCGCAGCUCUUGCACAGGAAGUGAUGUCAGAGUCAGCCAAAGAAUACUAUGAUAAGGGGGAAGACCAGGAUGUCUUUUUCCUGUGGAUGGAUACUGCCAAACAGGAUGAAUUAUAUGACUCCCUGAUUAAUUUCUGUAAGCUAGAGGAGCGCCUGCCCCUCCUGGCACUGACAGAUUUUCCAGAACAGAGGGUCUUUGCCUCUCCAGAGAAGACAAUCACCAAGGCGGUGGUCCAGGAGGUGAUCAGCCAGUACAAGGCUGGCAAUCUGGAGUGGAAGAAACUGCAGGGAUAGACUGGACACUGGUCAGCUGGAAACACUGGUCAGCUGGAAAGACUGACCCAUUCACAUUCAUGUUUAUGUGAGAAAUGGUCUACUCGUCUAGCAGGUUGUUACAGAGUACUCUUAUUCUUUUAUUCUAAUUUAUAACCCUGUAGCAACUAAUGACAGGUUUUAAUCUAUUUAUCAUCCAUUUUUGUUUUAACUGUGGUAAACAGAGAGAGAAAUGCAAGAGAAACACUACAGAGAAACUAUGAGGUGGGAAGUUUUUAGCUCUGUUAGGGUCCAAAUGUUCAUUAUUGUCGAGAUUCUGGUAGAUCUGAUGUUAAGAUGGGGAUGAGAGAAUUACCACCUUUAUCCUGAAUUGCCGUCACACCUUAAAUGUUAUCUGUGGAAAUUGUAUUGACCUGUGUCAUUUCUGUGUGACGUAGUAGAAAAAAGACAUUUGAAAAAAAAUUAUUUGUUCAGAUUGAUGCCACCUUUCUCCCAUUCCUCCCAUGUUAAUUAGAUGUGAUGAUCUGUGCUCUUGUUUUAUUCAGAGUAGAAUACACCCAAGAGAUUGACCUUGGUUAUAGUAUUGUGUGUGAUCUAGUUUGUACCAUUUAUUUUAGUCCACAUUGACUUGCAGUGAAUUAAUAAAGUGAUGUUCUGCCCUCAGCAGUGUAAACCUCCUCCCGUUAUCUUUAACCUGACCACGUGGAAAUUAUAGAAAUAUCAGGACCAAAGUUUUGUUGACACUAUUUUGAAAUCAACUAGUGUUUCUUUUUGUAUUGCAGUUUUUUCUGCGAAAAAUGACUAUGUUUAUCUGUGAUUUCAGAACGAUUUGAUGUUUACUUUAUGAGGUUAUCUAACAUGUUAUUCUGCUCCUCUACAUUUUUACUUUGUAGAAUGCAAUCUUGUAAUAAAGCUGCUGAAUUUAA